This is a messenger RNA of Daldinia loculata, 2836 nucleotides long. RefSeq lists its product as uncharacterized. Bases 273 to 2417 code for a protein of 714 amino acids. Gene Ontology annotation, molecular function: protein binding. NCBI's taxonomy places the organism in Eukaryota, Fungi, Ascomycota, Sordariomycetes, Xylariales, Hypoxylaceae. The transcript has 3 exons. The record is from RefSeq and is a predicted model, not a curated record.
CAUUCUCUAGGUGGACCUACAAAGCCGACUUAAUGUUUUAUGCGCUCCCAGGGUAUCGCCUUCACAAGCUUCGUUUUCGACUUACGAACACUUAUUAGAUAUCCGGUUGGAUUGGGGACUGCGCCUCCUUGGCAUUCGGUUACCACCUGAAUCCGCUCUAGUCGCCUGGUCUCUAGGCGGAUCGGGAGAUCCAACACUACGAUCUGUCUCAAGGUCAAUUACAUUUACUGAACACCCAUUUUGAUACCAAUUUCGAUAAUUUUCGCCUUACCAUGGCCAACAGGCCUAAUUUCAUCGACCUCAGGGCCGAUUCGUCGGCCUCGGUCAACAGCAGUGUCUCUCGUCCUCUAAGGUCACCGCGAUUACAUGUCGCUGGGGAGGUUCCUCCCGCCUUAUCCCCCCUUGAUGCCUUCGCUGCUCAGAGCCGCUUGCUUGCCAAGCAGCUCGAGGACAGCGCCAAAACCGGGAGACGAAUGAGCCGUCUACCCCCGUUGACAACAGAAAGCCCGUUAAUUGUUCAAGGUCGUUCCGAAUACUUUCGCUCUAUGUCCUACGACUCGUCUGAGGAACGACCUGAGACCCCCCAGCAAAAUACCGGGCUUGGUUUGACUACAGAGGUGGAAUCGCCAUCAGAGCGGCCUGUUUCGAUGCACCCUCGAAUGAGUCGCAUACCUCCCACGCCCGACCAAUCGAUCCCAGUGCCUCCAAACCCAUUUCUCGAAAACGCGCGCGGUCGACACCUUGAAAAGCUUCAGGAGGAUGAAGGGAUGUAUGGUGCGCGCCGAGAAGAAUCACCUGGUGACUUAGAAAGUAUAGCGGAUAAGGCAACGGACCAUAAACCAGCAGAGCAUGAUUUCGAACCCAGAGAGCUUUCGCCCACCAGCACCCGCUUUCCACCAUCCCCAGAGAAGCUCACCAAAACGACCUCGCAUGAAUCUGCCGGUUUAGUUCCACCAAGGACUAUCUUCCCCAAGCGCUCUUCAAGUAUAAUGUCUGCACCUUUGGAUGCCAAUAAUGACGAUACCUUGAGUGCUUCUUUCUACUCGCAGCCAUCCCGAAAGCUUUCAUCAGGCAGUAGUUUCUCGGGGCCGGGUCUUGCGUCGCCAAUUGCCCACUACCAAAGGUCUCCUUCGAUUAGUUCCGAAGCUUCUGCGCCUUUGCCACGUCCUGCUUUCAACUUUUCUCGACCGCUCAGCCGGACUGGCACGCCAGGCCUAGAUCCACCAACUCGACAAGCUUCAUCGGACAGCCAACCAUCCUUCGUACUUGCCGAUGAGACUGCACACACCCCAGUCAGCAUGCACAGCGACACCUUCUUGGACAGUCAUUUCACGGAGGACGGAAAAGGUGCUCCUUCAUAUAUCUAUUCCAAGUACGCACUACCGAGAGGUAAGUCAUUACAGCGCAACUCGGUUAUUUUCCGCGACAAUGAGCCGCAAAGGAGUGGUCAAGCGCCACCGUCGCCUCCUACUAGGCCUUCGAGUUCCUCGUCGAGAACGCAAGAAGGCCAACACGCAGCCGAUUCUCUCCUAGGACGUCCAUCCAUCGAACGAAGUAAACUUUCCAACGAAAUGUCUCUAGAAGGGAGACAGCCGUCGCCCGACCCAAGUCGCCCCUCAACUGACACGAGUAGACCAUCUGAGGAUGCGCCUAGAGGGCGCACUCUUACAUCUCCACUCCAUGACCAAGGCCGAGGGCGAACGCCAAUGUCGGUAUCCACAAGUGACUCGGCUAGCACCAUCAGGCCACCGAGGUCACAGCAUUCUCAUGCGCCUACAACCUCUGAAAUGAGUGCGGAAGAGCAUUUGGCAAAGGGCAUUAAGUGUCACGAGGAGGGCUCUGUAAAAGAAUCUACCUAUCACCUGCGAUUUGCUGCGCGUGCCGGCGACCCAACUGGUAUGCUGCUGUACGCGUUAGCUUGUAGACACGGAUGGGGUAUGCGAGCGAACCAACGAGAGGGUGUCGAGUGGCUGCGGAAGGCUGCCGAUGUUGUGAGCGCCGAAAUUGCAGAAGAUGAAGAUCACGCCAAGGAGGGUAAAACAGUAGAUUUUAUGGAUCAUAAAACCCGCAAGGCCCAAUUUGCCCUAAGCAUCUACGAGUUGGGUGUCAGCCAUAUGAAUGGUUGGGGAAUCGAGCAGGAUAAAGCGCUCGCUUUGCGGUGCUUCGAGAUUGCCGGCAGUUGGGGUGAUGUUGAUGCUCUUGCCGAGGCUGGCUUCUGUUAUGCUAAAGGCGUAGGCUGCAAGAAAGACCUUAAGAAAAGCGCCAAGUUUUACCGUAUGGCCGAGGCGAAGGGCAUGAGUAUGCCAGGAAAUAGCUGGAUACACAAGGCGAAAUAUAGCGAUGAUGUUGGCAGCCCGAAAUCGAAGCGCGGCCGAAGCAAGUCAAAAAGUCGGGCGAUUUUCGGUAAAAAGACGUAAGGAGAAGAAAGCCAAACCGGAGGCGGGCUACACGGUCAUGAUUCGAGUCGUUUUAACUUGCUCGGCGUUCGGUGGCAGCAUCUAUCCAACAAGAGCAGCAAAGUACCAUUUCAAUAGCGUGAUGAUUAGGGGCCAGGUUGUGUCUCUUGUUUACAAACUGCCAUUUUACGCAUAAUACCCCCGAUUAUGAGCCAGUAUCGAAGAGGAGUACUGCCUCGUGUCGGAGUAGUUUGGCGCUAGGGUACAAAGUGCGGAAGGACCGUGUCAAUAUCUAAGCUACCGUAUAUAUGAAGAGCACUCUAAAAAGGAGCAAGCUCUUAAGAAUACCCAUGUGCGUUGUAUAUAACGGCAUCCUCUGCACAAAUAAGUUAGGGAGGCGUUGAGGAGCAGAUCGUGGAUGGCAAGAAAGCCAGAUCUAU